CGCGAUGUUCAAACCCGCGUUGGGCAACGCGGGAAGAUCCAGUAAGUCGAGGGUACAUACAGCAACCAUGAAGACUGUUAUCGCUGCAGCUACUCUGUGCCUGGUCUCUCAGGUUGUAGCCUACAAUGGCACAUUAGACGUCUACAAAUACGCACAGACUCUAGUUAGCGAUGCCAAAAACCUCAGCUUAUGGCCGGUUUACCCGAGUCAAAUAUCUGUGACAAUUGGCGUCACACCGGCAACGUACACGAAUAUUAGUGAAGGAACCCUGGUGACGCAAGAUGACUACAUCUCCCUGGAUAAUGCCUCGUAUGUUCUUGACAGCCAUGGAAAGGCACUAGCUGUUAUCGUAGACUUCUACAUCCUUUCUCAUAAGGUGAAUUACACCUACGACAUUCUGUACUCUGAAACUGACGAAGCAGUAUCGGGUACGGCUGUGGUGAGUGUCGAUGGGUACUUGGUGUCUGGUGUCAUCACCUUCAUCGGGGGCAGUACCCCGGUCGGUGUCCGCUUCUUCGCCAACGACGAGGGGAACGUGACGGUGACCACCAACUCGAGUAGUCUGGCCGAAUCGCUCGUGAAGGCCCACUGGGAUGAGACCGGCCAAGGCAAACUCCAGGAAGCUUACGUCCUGAACAUGCAGAGUGCCGUCUUCAGCGUCGACAUCACUCAGUAUUUCAACUAGCAAGCGAAUAAUCUGUGUGGGCAAAAUCAUGUGGUAGUUUAUAUGUAGAGACCGGAAAAAUUCGCGGGUUCAAUGACCUUUUGGAUGGACUCAAAUAUCCUUUACACACUCGGGCAAAUGCCAACUGUUCAUUGGCUGCUGACUUGUGAGUCGUCACGACUGGGUGGCCUGUGAUUCGGCACUUCUAUGAGUGAGGGUCUCUAAUUGGCCCUCAGUCCUCCAGAUUAACAGUGGAUCAAAGGUAGAAGCAGCACUAUGGUAUAAUUAUUUGAAUUUUAGCAUAGCACGUAAUGAGCCCGCGAAUUUUUCAGAUCUCUAUUUAUAUGUAUUAAUUAUGCUGUGAAGAACAGCCUCAAUUGUGAUGGUGCGAUGAAUCAAUUAAACGAACAGCAUAUGAAA
This is a messenger RNA of Bacillus rossius redtenbacheri, 1084 nucleotides long. RefSeq lists its product as uncharacterized. The transcript has 5 exons. The record is from RefSeq and is a predicted model, not a curated record. Lineage: Eukaryota; Metazoa; Arthropoda; Insecta; Phasmatodea; Bacillidae. Bases 5 to 685 code for a protein of 226 amino acids.